Molecule: messenger RNA, 3801 nt
Organism: Mytilus californianus (California mussel)
Lineage: Eukaryota; Metazoa; Mollusca; Bivalvia; Mytilida; Mytilidae
Exons: 1
Coding region: 1-1653 (550 amino acids)
Molecular function (GO): ATP hydrolysis activity; ATP binding
Source: RefSeq, a predicted model, not a curated record
AUGGACAUUAAAUGGGGAUCAUUUAAAGAAGAAACUUUGUCAGAUGACAAAGAUAAACUUUAUAAACUAUUCUCUCAACUUUUGGAAGUCAAAAACAAAGACGAAAUCGAUUCAGCUUACUUCAUUAAAUUCUGCCAAAUCCAUCCAAGUGAUAAUAAUUCCAUUGAAAACUUUGAUCAAGCUUUCGAAAAAAUAAAUUUUGAAACAAUUUUUGCUAACAGAGGCAUAAGUCCUAAUCAAUCUUCUCGCCAAAUACCAAUCAAUAAAGAUCAAAACAUAUACAAAAGUGCAAGCGAUCUGGCAUACGUGAUAAGAACCCAUUUAAAUGACCGUAAGGAAUGUACAGAUGACGGUAGUGAAUCACAAUACUUCAGAUGGCUGACAGAACCCCAAUCAUACAAAUUUGAGUUCAAAGAUAAAACAGAUAAAACAGAAAUUCUUGUAACGUGCAACAACGAUGAUAAACCUUUCCCGAUACUCAAAGCUCCGGAAGGUAUCUUAGAAGCAAAGAUCAUGUCUAUUACCUUAUCUGAUAAAGGUACAACGACUCUACUUAUUGACGAACCAGGAAGGGGAAUGCACCCGUCCAUGGUUGACUGUUUGAGAGAUUUAGUCUUGUAUGAUGUCAACAAAACCCAAAAGAAGACUGUUAUAUUUACAACACACAACCAAAGAUUUAUUUGCCCCUCGACAUUUGAGAAAAUAUUUUAUUUCAAAUCUAGUAAAAGCGGAUCUGAAGUAAUAAGUCUAGGGAAUGAACUUAGCAACAAAAAACUGAAGAGUAAGGAAUAUUUAUGUUGUGAUCAGGUUAGUCCCCUUUUUUUCUCGAAACGGGUAAUUAUUGUCGAAGGGCCUGACGACAUACGAUUCUUAGGCACUCUAAAAAAUAUUCUGUUAACAGAUGAGUCAAGAAGAAGGUUAGUUUGUGGUGGAAAUAGUGAAUCUGAACAUACAUUGAGAAAGUUCUUAACGUCUUUGCAUAUUAUCUCUGUGGGCGGUACCGGUAAUGUAAAGGAGAUAGAGCCUCUUUGCUCGGCUCUCAAACUCACUGAUAGACAACUGCGGUACUACCUGUUUGAUAGCGAUGCUCUAUUAACAAUAAAAGCCUUAAUAAAUCUAGAUAAGAAAGAUAUUGAAGACCCUAGUCUAGAAAAAAUCGAAAAUAAUGAUAUCUUUGUUUGGUUCGCUUACGUCAAAGCAAUUGUAGAUAAGUUUGACGAACUAUGUUCUAAUGAUGAUUCAAAAAAGGAUGGCAGAACAGAUGAGCUAAAAAAGAAACGCAAACUGGAUGAGGAAAGCAGAAUAGAGAAGUUAAAAAAGGAGCUAAAAAAGUAUGGCAGAAUAGAAGAAGCUUUAAACAGUUUUUACAAAGUCCACGAUGACAAACAUCAUGGACCCAACAAAGAGUGUAUAAUAAAUAAAUGUACUGGCAUGGAAACAUUUUUGAAGUCAAAACAUUUAGAUAUAACAAAAAGUAAAAUUUGGAACUCAAAUGAUAUUUCUGAUAUAGAUAUACGAGAAAUCGUUAAACGAAUAGUAGAUGUUAGCAUGACAUAUGGGGAUGAUUGUCAAUACAUGGAAACGGUUUUCAAGUGCCCUUUCAAGCGUCUAUUGCAGUUCCUUGUAAAACAUGCAGAAAAAUCUUACCAAUAGAAAUGUAAACAAAACUUUUAACAUUCGACAAAUGUGAAAUACUGAUGUCCGUGCAUACGACGUGUGUUUCUCCAAUAACUUGAUCAUGUUCUAUCAAAACUUUAAGUUUUACAAAGAAAAUUAUACAAAACGUUUCAGGGUAUGACAACCCAAAAGGCCUACAAAGAAAAUUCCUGACGUGGUAAAGGCAUCUCUUUAUGUACAAAAUGGUGGAUUAAACCUGUUUUUAAAGCUAGCUAAACCUUUCACUAGUAUAACAGUCGCAUAAAAUUCCAUUAGAUUGACAACAAUGUGUGAGCAAAAUAAAAAUAAAAUGAGUCAGUAAAAUUCAGCAAAUUUCCAACUUUCUACUUGGUGAAUGAUACUCUAAGAUGCAGUCACUGACUAUUUAAAACAAAAUAGUCUAGUUAAUAACGGUACCAAAUGUUUAAGUUCAAGAAAAUUGAUGUUAACAUCACCUAUAUAUCUUAAAUUCUCAAUUUCAGUCUUGCUUAUUUCCACUUGAAUAUUUAAAGAGUUAUAUUCUAAGGGAACGAUAAGUGUGUUUUUCCUUCCUUUUUUUUUGAAACAAGUAGAAACUCCCGGUGAAUACAUUUACCCUAUUUUCCGUCGGUCUUUGAAUACAAAUGAGUGUAAAUUAAUAUAAAUGAUAUAUAAGGCUGGAUGAAAUUUUGAUUUCAAUUGAUGAAGCAAGCGAGCAUUCAAUUAGUAUGUUAAUGUAUACGAAGUUCAACGUUUGCCAAUAUGCUUAAAAUGUACAUCUGAUUGUCUUAAAUCUUAAGAUUAUUGCGAUUAUGAAAUUCACAGUUAUCCGUGCAAAACACAGCUGACGUUUUGCCUUUUAUUUUUUUUUUUGUAAGAUCAUUGAAUUGAACAGAAAAAAACUUACUACUUAUUACUAUAUCUCAGCCUUUUUAAAUCUUAUAUUUUACAAAAUAUUUGCAUGCAUUGAAAAAAUGUUUGACAGACAAAUAUGUUAGGUUAUAAAAUAGUUUAGGUUGGCGAAAUGUAUGGGUACGCUAUCUUUUACUAGCGUUGGAAAUGUAUGUGAAACAAGAACUUUACACAAGGCUACACUUUCAUUCCAUUAGUCUGUAACAUAUGAUAACUAUUUUAAAACUCAUCAUAGAAAAACAUUGGGUGUUCUUAAACAUGUUAAAUAACAACCUUACUUAGAUUAAAUUGUGAGAUAAAUACGUAGGUUUAUGAGGUCGUGCAAAUUCCCGUUUUUUCUUUUUCUUUUUGUCUUCGGUGUAUUUUUUCUCUUCUUCUUGUUUUCGGUGUAUUUUUUUAGUAAACUAUUGAAUAUUUCAACUUAUGAUGAAAAUUAGCAACUGCAAAAGCAGAUGAUAUAUUUAGUAUAAAAACAGGGAGCAGUUUUAAAAGUAUCUUGAGCAAAUACUAGAAAAUUGGAGAAGUUGAUUGUUUGUUUGUUUGAAUAUUUAUUUAUUGUUUGUUAAUUUAUUUAUUUGUUUACUUGUUUGUUUGAAUGUUUAUAUGUUUUUUUGUUUUAUAAUGAACAUUUGAAUUUAACAGCAUACGAUGCUGCUAGUUCUAUUUAAUAUAUUGACAUAUUGAUAACAAGAUUUGAAUAAUUAAAAUUUAGCAAUAGUUUAAAGUACAUUGUACAUAAUUGUAAUUUUACAUCUAAAUGUAUUCGAUAUAUAAAAGGAGAAGGUACGAUUUGUGGUCAAAUUUGUACUAAAACGAAUUAUAUUUCAAGUUUGGUCACUUAAAUUCGAAAAUAAAAAGGACAUAUUCAUAUCAUUCAAUAUUUCAAUAUGGUCAAUUAAUACGACCAACAUGUACCUUCUCUUUUACAACUCUUUGUAAAUUUUCAAUUGCUUAAUGAAAAAAUUUGCGAUAUUGAUAAAUAUAUUGUAAUCUUAAACGUGAUCAAUAAAUUACAAAUGUAUUGUUAGAUUUCUUUCUCCUAUCUGAUAAUGCUGAAAAUACAAAAUAAAAUCAAAAGUUCAAAACAUGAAUUAUUCUGGACAUUAAGCACGGGCAUUGUCACGCGGAACCCCAUUUUUUUAAGUCUGUUUUGAAACAAAGCAGUCUCGAAAUUAAUUGAUGCUCAAAUAUCAUCUGUAAUAUGCCUUUGUCUAAUUUGGUAAUGUGGACAUAACAAAAAGAUACAAACAGUCA